AUGCCGCUUCCUCCACCGCUGAACUUCACCAAAUGGCUCGCAGAAAACCAGCACAAACUCCAACCACCGGUCAACAACUUCUGUUUAUGGAGAAGUAAAGAUUAUACGAUCAUGGUGGUCGGAGGACCUAAUGAGCGGAAUGAUUUCCACAUCAACGAGACAGAGGAAUGGUUCUAUCAGCAUACGGGUGGAAUGCUCCUCCGUGUUGUGGACGAGGGAAAGUUCAGGGACAUCCGUAUUGAGGAGGGAGAAAUGUUCCUACUUCCAGGUACAAAACCCCUCACUUCAUUCUUCAGACUUGGAACUCAUAUUCUCCUAGCCAACACACCCCACAACCCCGUCCGCUUCGCGAACACAGUAGGAAUCGUGGUUGAACGCAUUCGCCCCGAAGGCUCCCUUGAUCGACUUCGUUGGUAUUGCCCGUCCGACACUCACGAGGAGCUCACGGUCAUCUACGAGGAAUCAUUCCAUUGCACCGACCUUGGAACGCAACUCAAACCUCUCAUUCAGCGAUGGCAAAGUGACCCCACCAUCCGUACUUGCAAAGUCUGCGGCACAGUUGCAGAUCCCAAGUGA
Molecule: messenger RNA, 576 nt
Organism: Coprinopsis cinerea okayama7#130
Lineage: Eukaryota; Fungi; Basidiomycota; Agaricomycetes; Agaricales; Psathyrellaceae
Product: 3-hydroxyanthranilate 3,4-dioxygenase
Exons: 3
Coding region: 1-576 (191 amino acids)
Biological process (GO): quinolinate metabolic process; 'de novo' NAD+ biosynthetic process from L-tryptophan
Cellular component (GO): cytoplasm
Molecular function (GO): iron ion binding; 3-hydroxyanthranilate 3,4-dioxygenase activity
Source: RefSeq, a predicted model, not a curated record